UCCAUCCUGACGGUCAGCCUGUCCUACAUGGUGGGGAUGAUCGCCAGCUUCUACGACACCGACGCCGUCAUCAUGGCCGUGGGCAUCACCGUCGUCGUCUGCUUCACCGUCGUGAUCUUCUCCCUGCAGACCAAGUAUGACUUCACCUCGUGCCGGGGCGUCCUCAUCAUCUGCCUCGUCGUGCUCAUCCUCUUCUCCAUUCUCUGCAUCUUCAUCCGGAACCGCAUCGUGGACAUCAUCUACGCCUCGCUGGGGGCCCUGCUCUUCACCUGCUUCCUGGCGGUGGACACGCAGCUGAUCCUGGGGAACAAGCAGCUGGCGCUGAGCCCCGAGGAGUACAUCUUCGCCGCGCUCAACCUCUACACCGACAUCAUCAACAUCUUUCUCUACAUCCUCGCCAUCAUCGGCAGGGCCAAGGAGUAGCUCCCCCCGGCCCCUGCUGCCCCGUGCAGCCCCCCCGGGUUCGAGCCCCCCCUUCCCUGUAGCCGGUUUUGUUGCUGUUCUCAUCGUGGCCCCGGUUCCUGCCCCACGGGGCUCGCUGGGACGGGGGGUUGUCACCAGGCCCCCCCCCAGUUCCCCGCUCUCCCCUGCUGUGAAUAUGAUUCCCCCCCCCCUUGCCUCGUUGCAUCGAACGUGGACUGGAAGCACUUUGAAGCCCCCUCCGUCCUGUCCUGCCCCCUCCCCACACGCUGCCCCCCUCCUUGUGCCCCCGUCACCCCUCCGGCCGCGCAGGCAGGGGCAGCGCCAGCAGCACUUCAGACCCCCCUUGAGCCACUGUCCCUGCCUGUCCCCACCCCCCCCAGACCCCCUGGACCACAGCCCUGCCCAUGGCACCCCCCAGACCCCCCCCUUGAGCC
Messenger RNA from Neopelma chrysocephalum (saffron-crested tyrant-manakin), 857 nucleotides. Its product is annotated as protein lifeguard 1-like. The transcript has 3 exons. The annotation marks the transcript as partial. NCBI's taxonomy places the organism in Eukaryota, Metazoa, Chordata, Aves, Passeriformes, Pipridae. Gene Ontology annotation, cellular component: membrane; Golgi apparatus; endoplasmic reticulum. Gene Ontology annotation, biological process: negative regulation of apoptotic signaling pathway. The record is from RefSeq and is a predicted model, not a curated record.